GUGGUGCUGCUGCUUCCUCUGCUGCUGCCACUGGGGCCAACCUGGCAUGCAGCUGCCCAGCGCUGCCCACAGACCUGCGUCUGCGACAAUUCCAGGCGGCAUGUGGCCUGCCGGCACCAGAACCUCACCGAGGUGCCGAAUGCCAUCCCUGAGCUGACCCAGCGGCUGGACCUCCAGGGCAACAUGCUGAAGCUGAUCCCCCCAGCUGCCUUCCGGGACCUGCCUUACCUGACACACCUGGACCUGCGGCACUGCCAGGUGGAGCUGGUGGCCGAGGGUGCCUUCCGAGGCCUGGGCCGCCUGCUCCUCCUCAACCUGGCCUCCAACCGCCUGAACGCGCUGCCCCAGGAGGCGCUGGACGGGCUAGGCUCGCUGCGGCGGCUGGAGCUGGAGGGGAACCUGCUGGAGGAGCUGCGGCCGGGGACGUUCGGGGCGCUGGGCGCGCUGGCCACGCUGAAUCUGGCCCACAACGCCCUCGUCUACCUGCCCGCCAUGGCCUUCCAGGGGCUGGUGCGCGCCCGCUGGCUGCAGCUAUCCCACAACGCGCUCAGCGUGCUGGCCCCCGAGGCCCUGGCCGGCCUGCCCGCCCUGCGCCGCCUCAGCCUGCACCACAAUGAGCUGCAGUCCCUGCCCGGGGCGACCUUGUCCCAGGCCCGCGGCCUGGCCCGCCUUGAGCUGGGCCACAACCCCUUCACCUACACGGGCGAGGAGGACGGGCUGGUGCUGCCCGGCCUGCGGGAGUUGAGGCUGGACCACGGGGCCUUGCAGGCCCUGGACCCCAGGGCCUUUGCCCACUGCCCCCGCCUGCACACCCUGGACCUCCGUGGGAACCAGCUGGAUGCCCUGCAGCCGCUGCAGGGCCCGGGUCAGCUGCGCCGGCUGCGGCUGCAGGGGAACCCACUGCGCUGCGACUGCCGGGCUCGUCCCCUGCUCCAGUGGCUGGCGCGUGCGCGCGUGCGCUCGGACGGCGCGUGCGGGGAGCCACGGCGCCUGCGCGGCGAGGCCCUGGACGCCCUGCGGCCCUCGGACCUGCGCUGUCCCGGAGCCGGGGCGGAGGAGGAAGAGGAGGAGGUGGCGGCCGCGCGGCCCCGUGUCCCUGCCGGCACCUCCAAGGAGAAGGCUGGGGCGGCCGGGCCCUGCCCUCGCGCCUGCGUGUGCGCCCCUGAGUCCCGGCACAGCAGCUGUGAGGGCCGCGGCCUGCAGGUCGUGCCCCGUGGCUUCCCCAACGACACCCAGCUCCUGGACCUGAGGCAGAACCACUUCCCCUUGGUGCCCCGAGAGGCCUUCCCGGGCCUGGGCCGGCUGGUGUCGCUGCAUCUGCAGCACUGCGGCAUCACAGAGCUGGAAGCAGGCGCCCUGGCGGGGCUGGGCAGCCUGCUCUACCUCUACCUCUCGGACAACUCGCUCUCCAGCCUCAGCGCUGCCUCCCUCGAAGGGGCGCCCUGCCUGGGCUACCUGUACCUGGAGCGCAACCGCUUCCUGCAGGUGCCAGGGGCCGCCCUGCGCGCCCUGCCCAGCCUCUUCUCCCUGCACUUGCAGGAAAACGCUCUGGACCGCCUGGCACUGGGGGACCUGGCAGGCAUGCGGGCCUUGCGCUGGCUCUACCUGAGUGGGAACCGCAUCACCCAAGUGUCCCCCGGGGCACUGGGCCCCGCUCAGGAGCUGGAGAAGCUGCACCUGGACAGGAACCAGCUGCGAGAGGUGCCCACUGCGGCCCUGGAGGGGCUGCCUGCCCUCCUGGAGCUGCAGCUCUCGGGGAACCCGCUCAGGGCCCUGCAAGAUGGGGCCUUCUGGCCCGUGGGCCGCUCACUGCAACACCUUUUCCUGAACAGCAGUGGCCUGGAGCAGGUUUCUCCGGGGGCCUUCUUGGGCCUGGGGCCUCGGCUCCAGAGCCUACAUCUGCAAAAGAAUCAGCUGCAGGCCCUGCCCGCCCUGCCUGGUCUCAGCCAGCUUGAGCUCAUUGACCUCAGUGGCAAUCCCUUCCACUGUGACUGCCAGCUGCUCCCACUUCACAGGUGGCUCACUGGGCUGAACCUGCACGUGGGGGCCGCCUGUGCCGCCCCUCCCAGUGCCCGUGGCCAGAGCGUGAAGGCUGCAGCUGCUGUCUUUGAAGCCUGCCCGGGCUGGGCUGCCAGAAAGGCCAAGCGGACGCCGGCCCCCAGGCCUAGUGCCCAGAGGACCUCCAUGAAGGGAAGACGGCAGGGAGCGAGCAAGGUGGGGAAGGAGGGGGUCAGCCUCUGAGCACCGGAGCCGCCCCCAACCUCGACCCCGCGUGGGAGGCUCUUACUCUCAUCAGGAACGGGCUCCGACGAGAUCUUCUCUGCCGCCUGCAGGUCGUCCUCCAGCAGGGGCUUCUUGGACCCCUGUCUGAGGGGCCGGGUCCUGGUUGGUGGUAUUCUUUUUCCUUUGAAUAAACACAGAAUUAA
Lagenorhynchus albirostris (white-beaked dolphin) is the source of this 2426-nucleotide messenger RNA. RefSeq names its product chondroadherin like (gene CHADL). NCBI's taxonomy places the organism in Eukaryota, Metazoa, Chordata, Mammalia, Artiodactyla, Delphinidae. The coding region runs from base 184 to 2241 and encodes 685 amino acids. The transcript is spliced from 5 exons. Gene Ontology annotation, molecular function: protein binding. The record is from RefSeq and is a predicted model, not a curated record.